CUCCUAGCAACUGGCGAAAUAACAGCGCGGGCCGCUGCUGCGUGAUCGCCCCCGGGUGGCGCGUCGAGCCCGGCCGCGGCGGGAGUAAUUGCUCUCAGAAGAGACCUUUGAUUCUUUGACUGAGAGAAUGGGUAAAAAGGUAAAGAAGGAAGUAGAGCCUCCACCCAAGGAUGUGUUUGAUCCUUUAUUGAUUGAAAGCAAAACAGCAGCAACGGUUGUGCUAAUGCUUAGCUCUCCUGAAGAGGAAGUUUUGGCAAAAGCAUGUGAUGCUCUGUAUAAAUUUGCAUCAAAAGGUGAUGAAAACAAAAUGACACUUCUUGGUCUUGGAGCAGUGGAACAUCUGUAUAAACUCAUCUCACAUGAAGAUCCAAUUGUACGCAGAAAUGCCAUCAUGGUAUUUGGCAUCAUGGCUUCUAAUCAUGAUGUCAAGAAGUUACUGAGGGAACUGGAUGUCACAAAUUCACUUAUAUCACAGCUGGCACUGGAAGAAGAUGUAGUUAUCCAUGAAUUUGCUACUCUCUGUCUAGCACAUAUGGCCGUCGAAUAUACUACUAAAGUACAAAUAUUUGAGCAAGGUGGAUUAGAACCACUUAUCAGACUACUAAGUAGCCCUGAUCCUGAUGUUAAGAAGAAUUCAGUUGAAUGUAUAUACCUCCUGGUGCAGGAUUUUCAAAGCCGUGCUGCAGUUCGUGCACUGAAUGUAAUUCCACCCUUGCUGGAACUACUGAAAUCUGAAUACCCAGUGAUUCAGUUGUUAGCCCUUAAAACCUUAGAAGUAAUUAGCAAAGACAGAGAAACCAGGAUAAUACUGGGAGAAAAUAAAGGAUUAGAUUGUCUUCUGAAGAUACUGGAAACCAAUGAAUUCAGCGAUCUACAUGUGGAAGCUCUUGCAGUGUUGGGAAAUUGUCUUGAAGAUGUGUGUACUCUGCAACUGAUUCAGCAGACAGGAGGCCUUAAAAAGCUACUUUCACUUGUAGGAGUCUCUACUGUUCCCGAUAUUCAGAAGAAUGCAGCAAAGGCAAUUACCAAAGCAGCUUAUGACUCUGAAAAUAGAAAAAUCUUAAAUGAGGAAGAGGUUGAGAAGUGUCUCAUAAACCUUCUGGAAAUUGAUAAUGAUGGAGUUAAAAUUGCUGCUGCCCAAGCAGUUUCUGCCAUGUGUGAAAAUUUAGCUAGCAAACGUGCAUUUGGACUCCAGGGGAUUCCCCAGCUAGUACAGUUGCUAAGCAGUGACAAUGAAGAGGUAAAAGAAGCUGCAGUGACAGCAUUAGCUAAUUUGACAGCAGCCAGUCCUAGUAAUGCAAGUGCUGUUGCUGAGGCUGAAGGAAUUGAGCCAUUAGUAAAUACCUUGAAUGCUCAGAGAGAUGGAGCCAUUGCUAAUGCUGCUACAGUGCUAACAAAUCUGGCCACGCAAGAGCCAUUCCGCAUAAAUAUCCAGAGCUGUGGUAUUAUGAGUGUGCUUGCAAAACCAUUGUGCUCGACCAGCAGCCAAGUGCAAAGCAAAGCAGCAUUUGCUGUGGCUGUGUUUGGUUGUGAUGCUGAUGCAAGAACUGAGUUAAGAAAUGCAGGUGGACUGGGACCACUCAUUGAAUUGCUGUAUUCUAAGGAUGAAGAAGUCAGAAGAAAUGCCUGUUGGGCUGUUAUGGUCUGUGCAAGUGAUGAACUAACUGCUGUUGAACUAUGCAGGCUACGUGCUUUAGACGUCCUAGAAGAAAUUAAUCUAUCAACAGGGCGCAAAAAUAACUUUAGUGAAGCUGCUCUGGAAAAGCUACUUGAUAACAAUCUUUCCCAAAAGUACAGCCAGAUGGGAUAUUUAUCAUCAAGUAAUAUCAUAACUGAUGGAUUCUAUGAUUAUGGUCAGAUAAAACCUGGAGUGAAAUUUUUAUCUUUGGAGGAACUGAGUAUGCAAGAGCUUACUGACCGUCGGGCCGUAAUCUUCAUUAAUGCUAAACCACAGGAAGAUCUUGCAGUAGAGGAGAAGGCACAAGAUUCAUCUUAUGAACAGACUAUCUUGUCACCUUCUAUUUCAAGAAAAGGCAGUAGAGAAAAAACAAGUUCAAUGGUAUCUCCAAUGGAGGAAAAGCAGGAGUUAUCUGGACAACAGUGUUCACUCAGCAAAAGCGGCACUAGAGAAAAAGGCUUAAGAUAUUAUACUUUGAAUUAUAUAAAAGGGAAAGGGAAAAAAGAAGAGGAAAAAUCCAAAGAAGUUACUCAGAUUACAUCUAAAGUCCAGGAUGAAAUACAUCUAGAAAAUUUACAUUGGCUACCACCACCUGACUUCAUUUUACUGGAUUACAUUAAUGAUGUUUCCAAAACAAUUCUACCACUAACUACUACCCGGGAACAAGUUGUGGCUCUUGCACAGUUUGUUGCAGACAAGAUGGGUGGCCCGAUUGAAAGAGACAAACUACAUGACUUCAGCUGGGAACUUCACAUAAGUGAAAUACAAUUUGAACUGAAAUGUAAUGUUGUGCCUAUCGGGAAAGUCAAAAAAGGGACGUUCUACCACAGAGCUUUACUUUUCAAGGUGAUAGCAGACAGAAUUGGCAUUGGCUGUAGUUUAGUUCGUGGCGAGUAUAACAGAGCUUGGAAUGAAGUUAAAUUGGUUGAUGACUCUCCUCAAGGAGUUGCUGGGCUUCUGCUUCCUCCUCAAGAAUAUAUUGUAGAUCUAAUGUUUGAGCCAGGCUUUUUGAUAAAACAGGGAAGUGCAGAGGCAGAUCAGUACAAACAUAUUUAAUCAUCUUGACAAAUUUUGCUAAAAUAACUAUUUUAAAAAUGUUUGCAGCGCUAAUAUUUAUGAAACAUAAGGGGUUUCAGGUCCAGCUAUCAAAAAGCACCAUAUCUGGUAUGUUGUCCUAAAUGUUUAAUUAAACAUAUUUUAGGUAUCCAACUUCAAUGCUUAGAAAUUUUGUUAAUUUUUUGGUACUAUUUUAAG
Molecule: messenger RNA, 2932 nt
Organism: Harpia harpyja (harpy eagle)
Lineage: Eukaryota; Metazoa; Chordata; Aves; Accipitriformes; Accipitridae
Gene: ARMC3
Product: armadillo repeat containing 3
Exons: 20
Coding region: 128-2734 (868 amino acids)
Molecular function (GO): protein binding
Source: RefSeq, a predicted model, not a curated record